AUGAAUAAUAGACAAUUACCAUUUGCCGAUGCUGCUACAAUAGGUAUGUAAGACGUAAUUCAACUUAUAUUAUAUACUAACAUUAGUUUAGUAAGAGCACAUCAAAAAGAUGCUUACUUUGAAUCCUCAUAUAGAAAUCAAAUUCAAGAUUUAUUUCAAAUUUUAAAAGGUCAAAGAUUUAUAAAUAAUUAUCCACAGGAAUUAACUGUUUUAUCAAAAGCUUUAUAUUUAUUCUUAACUACUUUAAUAGGUGCUAGAACAUUAGGUGAAGAAUAUGUUGAUUUAAUUUAUGUUUCAAAAAGUGGUAAAAAAUUACCAAAAUUUUUAACAAGAUUUGGAUUUAUAAUAUCUUAUGCGAUAAUACCGUAUUUUAUAAAUAAAAUUAUAAAUAAACUUAAAAAUAAAGACGAAAAAUUAUAUUCAAAUUAUUAUAAUAUAUUAGAUACUUUAUUGAAUUUCCAUAUUGCAUUAUUUUAUUUCAAAGGUGAAUUUUAUUCAUUAUCAAAGAGGUUAUUUGGGUUAAGAUAUGCUUUUGGUCACUAUAAAGAACCUGAAAAAAUGCAAACUAAUAAUUAUUCCUUCUUAGGUGGGUUGAUAAUUGUUCAAUUUAUAGUUAAAGGUUUAAUCAAUUUGAAAAAUUACAAUAAUAAUGAAGCAAAAGACGAGAAACAAGUUGAAAUGACGGAUAAAAUUGAGAAUAUAGAUCAAUUAUCACAAAUAAGUAACAACUUUAAUAAAGAUUUAAUAAUAGAUUUAUCAGAUCCAAAUGAAUUAGCUUAUUUACCUGAAUCUUCAAGAAGUUGCAUGUUAUGUUUAUCACCAAUGGUUAAUCCUUCAGCUGCCAAUUGUGGUCAUUUAUUUUGUUGGGAUUGUAUAGUAGAUUGGAUAAGAGAGAACCCCGAAUGCCCAUUAUGUAGACAACAGUGUUUGGAGCAGCACUUGUUGCCAUUAAAAUAG
This is a messenger RNA of Insectozyma verbasci, 957 nucleotides long. NCBI's taxonomy places the organism in Eukaryota, Fungi, Ascomycota, Pichiomycetes, Serinales, Debaryomycetaceae. The record is from the annotation of a GenBank genome assembly.